GCGGUCGCUUGUGCGCGCUGGGUAAUGUGAAUGGGAGCUGUCCAAUCAUUGGAAGCACUGGGCUUGCGUUGUUGAUACUAACUCGGGCUUGUCUCAGAGAGAUCGACUCACAAGGUUACAAAGUACACACUUUCUCCCAGCUCCAAGGACGGCUAUGGUUCGAAUUGUCACGCGGUUGCUGCAACGGACUUGUCUCAGCCGACAGAUCAGCGUCUUCGCUCAAGUGAACAUCUGUCAAAGAACCGUCCCGAGAAAGAUGCCAGUCCACGUGUCCAGGAUAAUGCGUCCGGAUGAUGCAAACAUUGCAGGGACCGUCCAUGGCGGAACCAUCCUGCGCAUGAUAGAGGAGGCCGGCGUCAUCAUCAGCACACAGCACUGCAACAGCAAGCCGCAGCAGGCUGUGAGUGGAGAGGGGAGAGUUGUUCACAGCUUGGUUCCCACACACACUGGGAGAGGACCGCUGCUCUUCCCCAGUGCUCUUACCAGCCACCUACCACCACCACCACUCAGCACACGAGCUCAAACCCCCCUCGCCCAGCACGAGAACUGCGUGGCGGCGUUGGCACGUGUGGAGCGCACGGACUUCCUGUCGCCCAUCCUGAUCGGGGAGGUGGCGCACGUGGCGACGCACAUCACCUACACUUCGAAGCACUCGGUGGAGGUGCAGGCGUUGGUGACGGCCGAGAAUCUGCUCAACGGCAGCAAGCGCGUGACCAACAAGGCCACGCUGUGGUACGUCCCCCUCUCCAUCAAGAGCCCGGACAAAGUGCUUCCCGUCCCGCCCAUCGAGUACGGAUGCGAUGAGGAGCGCGAUGAUGGCCAGACGAGAUACGACGCCCAGAAGAGCGCGAGAGUGGAGCUCAUGGCGAAACCGGCGUUCUCCCUCACCCCUAUCAUCAGUCCCGAGUGGCGGAGCAAGGCGGAGACGCACACCGUGGGCUACAGCCAGUCCAGCCUGAUCCAUCUCGUGGGGCCUUCGGACUGUGCCAUUCACGGCUACGUGCAGGGGGGUGUGACAAUGAAGCUCAUGGACGAGGUGGCCGGCAUCGUCGCGGCGCGUCACUGCCAGACCAACAUCGUCACGGCAUCCGUGGACGCCAUCAACUUCCACCGCAAGCUGCGACUCGGCAGCAUACUGACGGUUACGGGCCGCCUGACGUUCACGAGCGCCAAGUCGAUGGAGAUCGAGGUGGGCGUGGAGGCCAACGCGCUGCUGGGGGACGGCAGCGAGGAGGAGGCGGAGGCGGAGCGCGUGUGCGCCGUCAGCGCCUACUUCACCUACGUGUCGCUCGCCAAGGACGGCAAGCCCCUCGGUGUGCCGCAGCUCAAGCUGCAAACGGAAGACGAGAAGCGAUGCUUCGAGGACGGGAAGGCUCGCUACAUGCAGAACAAAGCCAAGCGCGACGCCAAGAAAGGGGGCAGCGCUUAAGGGGGGCCGUGGCGACGUGCCGGCUGUGCCCUUGUGAGGCUGCAGGGAACCUGGGUGGUUGUGUUGUUGUGCUUUAAAUAAAGUUAGGCUCCGAACACACACACACGUACCAACCGACACUCGCACGCACACACGCAACACACUCGCACCACAGCACGCAAUACACACACCACAUUCGUAGAGAUGAACCCGAGGUGGCGGAAGUGGGGGGGAUCGCAAGGAAACCGGCACCCAACCCCCUCUGCGGGCCUUCAGGGGCCCGCGUCACUUGCGUGCCGCGUCACGUGUGUGCCGCGUCACAUACGCGUGCCGUUUCGCGCGUGGCGCGCCGCGUCGAAGGUGCUGCCCAGCUGUGAGGGGGACAGCUCGGUGAGAACAUCGUGCGCGCGAGAUUUUAGGCGACCAUGAGCAGCGUGAAGCAUCUCUCGACAACCGCAGAUUCCGUCCCGUUUAGUUUCGUCGUUAAGUGAAGUCGAUCAUCAUCCCCCGCCGCCGCCAUCAGCCCCUCCCCCCCCCCUUUGUUACUGCGGGGCCUUUUUCAAUCCACUGCUGGAUGGAUUAUGGCCUUCUCACGCCCCACGCGGGUCGCGGAGGUUCGUCGCAUCGUGAUUCACCGCGCUCGUCAGUGCGGGGUCGGCGAGGUGCAAUAGCAGUGCAGCGCAACAACAACAACAUGGACGUUGUUGCUGCUUCCGCGCACAACGUGGCGAAGCUUCGCCUGUCGCUCGUUCCGGUCGCCGGCCAUUCCAGCAGCACCCCGGCCUCAGCCCCGAUGUCUGACGGCAGAUUCGGUCCUGGGCAACCAUAUUGAGGGCCGUCGUGGGCUGUGUAUGAAUAAUUAUUAACCAUACGUGAGCCAAUUAACAGAACCACUUUAGGCAGCUGCUGGCAUUGAUUGGAUUGUCGAAGUCUCUGACUGCUGUUCCCCCUCCCACCGAUCUUGGCGCCCCUCCACCCCAGCGAGAAUCCACCCCCGUGUGAAUGUCUGCACACAGACCCUCACACACACACACGCACUCACACACUCACUCUGACAGACUCUUACACGCACUCACACACAGACGCUCACACACACACAGACUCUCACACACACGCACUCUCACGCACUCUCACACGCACUCACACACUCACACACACACUCACUCUCACAGACUCUCACUCACACGCACUCACACACAGACGCUCACACACACAGUCACACGCACUCACAGAUUCUCACACACAGACGCUCAGCUCACACACACUCUCACAGACUCUGACACACACACAGACGUUCACACACACCCUCACACACAGACUCUCACACACGCACUCACCUGUCAUUGCACGAGAGGGAGACGACGCAUCGGCAAGAGCCAAACGGCACUCCCCUUGUAGUUCACCCCCCAGAGUGCGCGUGUGUGUGUAUGUGUGUGUGUUCCCCGCGCUGCCCUGACGUUGAAACUUCAUGAACGAGAACAGCAAGCACGCUGUAGUAACGUGUUUGCGAUUGGGGCCCACUACUCUACGUUGCUCACGAUAUAUCUUGCUUAGACGAAGAAAGCGCUUUCUGGAAAUAUUAUGAUAUGGUUGUAGACAGGCAAAUCCUUUCUCUUUGCUUUCUCUCCUCUAAGUUGAUGAGCGCACACUGGAGGUCGAAGACAGUUUCAAGGCAAAGGUGAGGCCCUGCAAUGUCUCGCACGUGGUAACACUGGUGGCAGGAAUGGCCUUCGCUUCGAGGGAGCUGUGCACACAGCCCAUUCAGAAGCUCUUCCAAUAAUCACUUAAAAAUAUAUUUUUGUUCCCAAUUAACGAAGUUUCAUAUGCACUUUGGUGACAGUCAGGAGACACGGGCAGCCCUCGUGUGCGUCUACAGCAGGGGUCCGGCAAAGCAAAAUAACAACAAGAGCCAUUUUUUUAAUCCGGUAAAAAAAAAGCCGCAGUAUUUCAAGAGCCGCAGUGCACGUGGUGAGCGCGAGACGGUGUUCGUCACUAAAUCGCUGUCACGAAGCAGUUCCUUAAUGAGCCGCAGGCAAUUACCGACCCCUGGUUUACCGGAAUAAAAUAGCCAUGGUUUGGGCUGCGUCUUCCUAUCAGCAAUGCUGCCACUGGGGAGCCGGGCACUUGCAUGGGGGCAGGCUACGGACGUGCGUCGGUUGUCAACCUGCGGUAACCCGGAGGCAGCCGCGGGGGCGCGCACCCACGGCCAUCGCUUGCACGCAGCGCAGCCGGGUCGUGCGAGUGAAGAUGCACGGCGUCUUGCGGAGUUACCCUCGCAGCUUCGCGGGCGGGCGAUGGUUCACCGUCACUGCGCGCGCGCGUCUCCCCGGUCGCGAUUUUCGCAGCCGCCGCGGUUCAAAUGCGCGUGUCGCUCAAAUGUCGUGGGGGGGGGGGGGACAAUCCAGCCAACCUGCCGAUGAGGGGUGGCCAAAAAUUUGAAGAAUAGAAAUUCACGGCGGAACUUGCGGAUGGCACGGUGAACGAGGUUUUAGUUGAGACGACUUAUUUUGCGAACUGAAGCGCAGAUAAAUCAAAGGGCUAUCGCACAGACAUGUUGCGUCGGUUUGGGCAAACGGUAAGUAUGACAGAUCUUCAACUUCAUCAUGGUCAGCCGUGGUCAGUCCACUGCUGGAUGCAGGCCUCCCCAAGUCGAUCUCACCAGUCCAUCUCCUCCUCGACUGUUAGGAAAAGAAAGCGUGUGUGGGCAGGACGCGUCACGAGAUGAUGGAUCGUCGUUUUGAUGGUCUUAAAAUGAUGAUCGCGUAGAAAUAGCUGUGGUCUUAAAACGAAAAAGAUAUCAUAGGCGACGUUUCUGGUAAUGGCCCUUCAUAGCCUGUAAUUUCAAGAAUGUAACAAUCGUCUUGCCGUAGCGGAAGUAACAUGUUUGUGCAAUUAGCCCAAAACGGACAUUCCGAAAAUCAAAGUUAUUUAAUUCUUAUCGUUUUUAUUUGCACAUUUGGUAUUGUGGAUUUAAAUACCCCCUUUGCAUGUCAUUGAGGUUUACGGGUUCUGAACUCCUUGUCAUCCAAUGAGGUUCACAAGUUCUGAAUUCCAGAUAUGCAAUAAUCUCUCCUUGUUAUCCAUGGAGGUUUAGAGGUUCUGAAUUCUAGAUCUGCAGUAAGCUCUCCUUGUUAUCCAUUCCGUGGUCACCGGCACGCCCCACAUCUGUUACCGUAACCACGUGCGUGGCGUUGACCAAUAGCGAAAAAAGCUGAUUUUAGCGUAAGUACUCAAAUCUAGUUUUAAUUCACGGUAGCGUGAUUUGUUUAAAUUUUUAUUUAGUGUCAUGAAACAAGCCAGUAUUGUUUUAUAUUGAAAAAACUCCCUCGCCGUUGUAAACAUUUACCUGAAGGAUGCCGCACACUCUCAAAGCGUGCUUGCCAGCAUCUCGCGGUGCGGUCACAUCGAGACGCGCCUGUACGAAUCGCACCACGCGCCCAAUUCUCACGGCGGUUCUCUUGGCCCCUCCGAUAGAAAGUCCACGCGGGGUUUCCAUUCCAUCGCUGCUCACACGAACGGCGGUCCGCCUCGCUGCAAGUCGACGCAUUCGCGCUGCGAACGCGGAGGAAUUGACACGCGGACGGGCGUCACGUGGGCAUCGACCGUUCGCCACGCGCACACAAAGCACGCGGUGCGGCCUUUGGAUGAUGGGUUUCGACAGAGUUGAGCGGGAAAGUUGAAAGGCAAAUACUCUAUAAAAUCGCGAAGUUAGAAAAAACAUAAAACAAAUCACGACGUUUCGAUCGCAACACAAGCGGUCGUCAUCAGGCAAAGAAGUCGGCCUCUAAAGGCAAACUGUUAAUAAGGGUUUUAUUUUAUUUUCUAACUACGUGACUUUACCGAAAGAACCAAAGAGUGGAUUCCUGCAGUCACGAAAGCUUCAAAUCAAGAUUAAAAGCCAAAUGUCACGCCGACGGAGGAUGUGGAAGAGCAAACGCCACGAGACGUUUUAAACCGUCGCGUGUAACCCAACGUUCGCGCAACGUGUGUGCACCGCACGUUUGUGAGGAUAGCUUUAAUUAAACCAACACAAUCGACAACUAUCCAGGAAAAGAAAUACGUAAAAAAAAGUCAUAACAACAAUCAUAUUCUAACAGAGACGUCAGUCACUUGCAAGCCUGGAGUCCAGAAGGGCACUGCCCACUCAGAGUUGUCUCGCGACGGGAGAGUGUUGGAGGAGUUCUGUUGACGGCGCAACACACACAUUGUAUUUAUUCCAAAGCUGUGUCGCAAUUAUAAAGAUAACGCGUGCCGUGACCGCCACGAAAAGGCGAGACGUUGACACGGUUGUUGAUGGUUGAUUUGCAGUUUCGGCGACAAACACAUGCACUCGUGUUUAAAGUGUUCUGAUAACCUAAUGUAUUCAAGUUUAUCGGGCAUUGCUUUACGAUGAUGUAUUUAUGAAGGUAUUCAUGAUUAAGCAAACGUAUAUCGAAUGACUCAAAUAAUUAUAUUAUCCAUAGUAUACAUUAUUAUAAUGAAUACAAAAACGUAUUUUAAUUAAUAGAUAUUUUACUUUGGCUUGCUCACUGAAAAUUCCCCGACCAAAAAAAGCCUUUACAUUGCCAUAACUUAUUCAGUAGUGAGAGAUAUGUUACCAGUUUAUGGUGGUCAUGUACCCUUGCAUAUCGUGCCCUGUGUGACGCUACCGCUGAUGCGAUUGUAUUUGUCCCAGAGAUCGAGUGAAAUAAAUACGUAGACAAAACACUUAUCCUGAA
Molecule: messenger RNA, 6126 nt
Organism: Lethenteron reissneri (Far Eastern brook lamprey)
Lineage: Eukaryota; Metazoa; Chordata; Hyperoartia; Petromyzontiformes; Petromyzontidae
Gene: ACOT7
Product: acyl-CoA thioesterase 7
Biological process (GO): acyl-CoA metabolic process; fatty acid catabolic process
Cellular component (GO): cytoplasm; cytosol
Molecular function (GO): long-chain fatty acyl-CoA hydrolase activity
Source: RefSeq, a predicted model, not a curated record